AAGCGAUUGUUGGAGGGUGAAAAUGAAGGGGAUAAGUCAUCCCCGUCGUCCUCGUCGCCAUCGCUGUCGAACAGUGCAGAAUCGAAAUCAAGCGACGAGGAUGACGAUAUGGCUGCUGCUGUGGAGCGCCAGUUUUUCGCGUUGUAG
Molecule: messenger RNA, 147 nt
Organism: Gongylonema pulchrum
Lineage: Eukaryota; Metazoa; Nematoda; Chromadorea; Rhabditida; Gongylonematidae
Source: the annotation of a GenBank genome assembly